Messenger RNA from Penaeus monodon (black tiger shrimp), 1459 nucleotides. RefSeq lists its product as uncharacterized. The record is from RefSeq and is a predicted model, not a curated record. Bases 35 to 1402 code for a protein of 455 amino acids. Lineage: Eukaryota; Metazoa; Arthropoda; Malacostraca; Decapoda; Penaeidae. Gene Ontology annotation, molecular function: protein dimerization activity. The transcript has a single exon.
GAAAGAUGGGCCAGUGGAACGUUUUGUAGUAUUUAUGGCGAACAAAGGCCAUGGUGCUCAAGAUAUGUUCAAUGCCUUAAUGGAAUUUUUGAAGAUACAUGGCCUAGAGCUGGAAAACUGCCGUGGGCAAAGCUAUGAUAAUGCAUCUGCAAUGAGUGGAAAGUACAAUGGUCUACAAGCAAAAGUGAGAGAAGAACAGUCUUGCAUUCCUUGUACAGCACAUUCUCUAAACCUGGGUGGGAAAAAUGCUGUAGAAUGCUGUUCGAGUGCCAUACAGUUUUUUGACUUCCUCGAAAAGCUGUUUGUCUUCUUCACGAUUUCAACACAUCGACAUCAACUUUUGACUGAGGCUUUGAAUUAUGACGAUUCAUCAUUGACUCUCAAGCAUGUCACAACAACUCGUUGGUCUUGCAAAGCUGAUGCAACAAAGGCUCUAAAGAAUGACUAUCAACAGAUCAAGGAUGUACUGACAAAAAUUACUGAUGACACUGAAGAAAAAGGUUGCAUACGCUGUGAAGCAGAUGGAUUGCUAAGGCAGAUAAAUCAGCUUGAAACAGGUAUUUACAUUAUCUUCUGGAAUGAUAUCCUGCAAAGAACUGAUGCUACUAACAAAACAUUACAACAUGCAAAACUUGAUCUAAACACUGCUGUGGCAUCACUUGCAAGCUUGAAAGAUUAUGUUGCUUCAAAGCGUGAAUCAUUUGACACUUAUGAGAAACAAGGCAAAGAACUUUCUGGUUCAGCAGACUAUGUCCAGACAAAAACUCGAAACAAACGCCGCAAUGUACGUCUUAGUCCAUUAGAUUAUGGCCAAUCAGAAGAAGUUGAACUCAGUCCUUCUGAAAAAUAUAGAACACAAAGUUUCUUACCUGUUAUUGACCAGUUCAUCACUUCUAUAGACCAACGUCUGCAGGCAUAUAAAGAUAUAUCAAGUAAAUUUAGCUUCUUCAAUCACCUGAAAGAACUAUCUUCAGACGACCUUCAGGCUGCAGCAGAGCAAUUACUUAAGUCUUAUCCAGAUGACUUGGAUAAAACUUUGGCUGAUGAACUUGUUCAGUUUGUCGCAUUUGUCAACAUAUUCGCAGAUGAGGAGCCAGGGAAUAUUAGCACUGAGCAUUUCUUGCAUAGACUUAUUAUGGACAAGGGUGUGCAGGACACUUUUCCAAAUAUUGAAAUAGCUCUAAGGAUAUACCUUGUUUUGAUGGUAUCUAACUGCAGUGGUGAGCGCUCCUUUUCAAAACUAAAACUAAUUGAGAAUAGAUUACGGACAUCUAUGAAGCAGAAACGACUUGUGAAUCUAGUGAUCAUGAGCAUAGAGUCAGAUAUACUACGUGAAUUGGACUUCAAAGACAUCAUACACGACUUUGCUACACGAAAAUCCAGAAAAGUGACCGGACUAUAAUGUAUUGACAGUUGGUGUAAAAAAUGACAAAUAUGAUGUAAAUUUUCUGUUUAAUUA